AUGACUGAACCUUUUUAUGUUGCUGUGAAAGCUUCUCUUCAUGCUAGUGAUUCAUCUGUUUUUGGAUUGGCUCCAGAAGAAAUAAUUGCUUUGUCUAAACGCUAUUCUGAUUGUAAUAGAGAGGUUAUUAACGGAGUAUUGAUUAAAGCUAGUCCUUUAAAAGUUAUUAACUCACUAUCUGAACUUGGAUACCGUGUUGUCUGCAGUUCUGGUGAGGCUGAAAUUGUCUGGACAUUGAAAAGAGACGUUUUGACUUCCCCAGGCCCAAUCGAACGUACAUAUGCCUCACCUAGCAGUGAAGGGGAUUCCAGAGGGUAA
Molecule: messenger RNA, 318 nt
Organism: Nezara viridula (southern green stink bug)
Lineage: Eukaryota; Metazoa; Arthropoda; Insecta; Hemiptera; Pentatomidae
Source: the annotation of a GenBank genome assembly